This is a messenger RNA of Iphiclides podalirius (scarce swallowtail), 669 nucleotides long. NCBI's taxonomy places the organism in Eukaryota, Metazoa, Arthropoda, Insecta, Lepidoptera, Papilionidae. The record is from the annotation of a GenBank genome assembly.
AUGUUCAAAUUAAAAUUAACUGCGUUAGGACAUCCAAAUCCUGACAUCUUCAACUGUGAAGAUCUGAAAGAAUAUAGAAGCGUUGUCCUUUGGCUUGAAGACCAAAAAAUAAGACAUUAUAAAAUAGAAGAUAGAGAAGGCUUACGGAACAUCGAAAAUGACAGUUGGAAUGAGGCAUAUGAUUCAUAUCAAAGGGAUUUAGUAAGUCCUGUAGCAGAUGGGGCACCAAACGAACAAUUAAAUUGGCUUUUGUCGUAUGCUGUAAGAUUAGAAUAUGCUGAUAAUGUGACAAAAUAUAAAAACGCAAAAAUUGAUCAGCCAAAGAAAGCAGCACCAAAUGUUGUUUCAUCUAAUCCACUAGACAAUCUUAAUUUUUCAAGUCCUGCUUUUAUUAGCGGAGUAGAACGAGUAUGUGCACUGACUGGAGUUGGACCCCAUUCUGAUCCAAAGCUUCGGUUAGCGGCUGUAGCAAAAAUUUUAAAGACCUCUCCCCAUCCUGAUUACCCAAAAACAGAAGUGAGUGUAGUGCAGCAGCCAGGAGACGUCCUAAAGCUUCUAUUCAUACAAGACCUUCGAGAUUUGCAGACAAAAAUUAAUGAAGCUUUAGUUGCAGUACAAAGUGUAACUGCCGAUCCACGCACUGACACUACACUUGGAAGAGUGGGUAGA